AUGGUAGCUGCAGCAGCAAUGAUACACGCCUUACAUCUCGCCUUCCCUGCCGCCGCCGCAGCAGCAGCAGCAGCAGCGCUGGGUGCUGCUGGAACAGCUGCCUCGUCAGCUGCCUUGUCAGGUGCCUCGUCAGCUGCCUUGUCAGCUGCCUCGUCGGCUGCCACAUCAGCCGCCGCGUCGGUGCUGUCUUCUGUCCCUGCGACAGCAAUGCUACGGCAGGGAUGGUUCAUUGUGCUGGUGGUGGCGGGCUGUGUGGAUAAGCUAAUGGGGCUGGCUUCAGGCGUCGCAUUUGAGAAUGACUGGGUCCUCGUGCUGGUUGGGCCCCAUCGGCCUGUGCCUCUGGCAACUGCCAACGCCAUGCUCAGGCGGGUGGAGCAGAGCUGUGAGGUAGCAGCAGCGCUCAUCUUUGGAUGGCUCAUUGCAGCUUGGGGCCCGCUCGUCUGCGCCAAAGCAUGCCUCGCCCUCGUUGCACUCUCCCUCCCUGCCAUGCUUGCUCUCACUUCCCUCACCAGCUAUCUGUCCAAUGGAGCCAUCACCGUUGUGGCAGCCCCAGCAGCAGCAGAAGCAGCAGCAGAAGCAGCAGCAGAAGCAGCAGCAGCAGCAAGCACCGCAAAGGCAAAUGGAGAACCAGCAGGCCGGAUGGGUACCGCAUUACGAAUGGCAGAGGCGGCAGCAUCAGCAGUGGGGAGAGCGGCGGGCGAGUUGCGGCAGGUGGUUGAGGCAGCAAGGGAAGGGUGGCGCUGUUAUGUGCAACAGCUGGUGAUGCCUGCGAGUAUGGCGUAUGUGCUGCUGUGCUUCAAUGCUGUGCUGGCGCCUGGUGGGCUCAUGACCUCCUACCUCACGCUCCAUGGCGAGUUCAGUAGCGCGUGUGCCGCCAUGGGAUUCGCGGCUACGUUCGUGUCUCCGCCACUCGUCGCUCGCCUCGGCGUUCUGCAGGCUGGCAGUGCGGCGCUGCUCUUUCAAUCGCUACUGGUCUUCCUCGCGCUUCUCACCUUCUCGUCAAUCUCGUUUGCGCCGCCUUCUCUGCAGCAAGGCCUGCUGCUGAUCUUCCUCCUGCAAAUCGUGCUCUCCCGUGUGGGCAACUGGACAUUCGAAAUUGUCGGCGCGCAAGUCAUCCAGACGGCUGUCCCCGCCGCAUACGCUAACUCCUUUGGCUCCACCGAAAUGGCACUAGCAAGCCUGGCAGAGCUUCUCAUGUUUGCGCUCGCCAUCGUUCUCCACGAUCCAAGGUACUUCGGCGCGCUCGUGCUCAUGUCCGUUGCUGCCGUCUUCGCCGCGGCUGCGCUCUACUGCUCCUGGCUGGCUUGGCCGGACUCGAGGCUGGGGGAGGUGUUUCCGAACCAGCCGGAGGCUUGGUGGAGAAAGGUGUUUUGUGGGGAAACAAAGUUGGAAGAAAAGGAGAGGGUGGAAAAAGCUCGGUUGGGUGAUCAAGAGAUGGAGAUUGGACGAAGCACAUGGAAGGGGAAGCCUUUGGGGGUGAAGAAGUCGUGCAGUGGUGGUGAUCAAAACAUGAUUUUGAUGAUUGAUCAAGGAAAGGUAAUCGAGGCAAGCGAGGAGGCGCUAAUUGCUACUGCAGGGUUUCGGGUUUGA
This is a messenger RNA of Closterium sp. Naga37s-1, 1590 nucleotides long. The record is from the annotation of a GenBank genome assembly. NCBI's taxonomy places the organism in Eukaryota, Viridiplantae, Streptophyta, Zygnematophyceae, Desmidiales, Closteriaceae.